AUGAUAAAAAAAAUAAGAAAAUAUAAUAUUUUUUUUAUAUCGUAUAAAAGAGGAAUUCUUACACUAAAUGAUAUAGACGUAACAAAAUUAUCUACAAAAUGUUUAGGUAAUUAUGCAUUUGAUAUUUUGAGAUUAUCUAAGGAAAAUAAAGAAUUAUAUGAAAACUUUAAGAAUAGAGUAAAUAGUGAUAUAAAUUUGCUAGAUGCGAAAGAUUGUUAUAGAAUAUUGAAGUCAUUAGAAAUAAGUAAAAUGCUGAAUGAGGAAGAUUUACUAAAGAAUAUUUUAAAACAAAUAUCAGUACAAACUUGUAGUUAUUCUGUGAAGGAAAUAUGUGAUAUAUGUUUUUUAUGUUCCAAAUUAAACUUAAUUUAUAUUCCAUUGUUUGCAUCUCUAUCUGUUUCGUUUUUAAAUAAAAUAAAUUUAGCUACCCCAGAAAAUUUAUCAACUAUUUGUUUAAGCUUUUGUAAAAUUCAGAUAAAAGAUAUAAAUUUAUUCAACAGAAUAGCAGUUGCAACAUUAAAUUUAUUGCACUUAUUUGACAUAGAAAGUUUAAUAAAUGUGCUGAUUUCAUUUAGUUAUUUAGAUAUAAAAAAGGAACUUCUAUUAUAUUCAUCUGUUGAUAUUUUCAUUAAGUAUCAAAAUAAAUUAGAUGCAAACCAGCUAGUAAAAGUAGCGUAUAUUUAUUCAAAAUUCAAUAUAAUAAAUAGUGAUUUAAAUUCAAUGCUUCAAGAUAAAUUACCCCCAUAUAUCUCUUCUUUAAACAAUAUACAAUUGUCCGAAUUAAUAAUUUCUUUAAAUAAAUUGUGCAUUAACUAUUAUCCAAUAAAUAAAUUUUUUACCAAUGUAAACUUGUUAAAUUUAAAAUUUGCUAUAGCAAUAAAAGUUAUAAAUGCCUUAUCUCAAUUGAACAGUAUUAAUAUAGAAUUCAAAUAUGAUGAAAUAUUAUUUUGUAUUAAUAAUUUUAUUUUUAUUCAUGGUAAUAUUAAAAACUUGAAUGAGAAGAUGCAUAAAGACCUUCUAAAACAUUUUAACUUGUCAUAUAAUAUAAAAAAUAUUAACAAUAAUAUUUUUAAAGGUAAAUUUGAUACAAAUAAUUCUCAUAAGUGGAAAAAUUUAAAUAACAACAAUUUAUCUGAUAAUGAUUUAAUAUAUAAUAAUUUUUCUGAAAAUGAUUUAAUAUAUAAUAAUUUAUCUGAUAAUGAUUUAAUAUAUAACAAUUUAUUUGAUGAUAAUUUAAAUAGUGACAAUUUAUCUGAUAAUAAUUUAAUAUAUAACAAUUCACUUUACAAUGAUUCAUUUGUCAAUAAAGUUAAUUCUAAUCAUCUUAGUGAAAAUAUCAUUAAAAUAUAUUAUUAUCAUUUUAAUUUAAAAUAUAAAUUAAAACCAGAUUCUAUUUGUUUCUUGAGUGUUGAUAUAUUUGAAUCUUUAUGUAAUUUUUUAGUAAAAAAUAAUAUUAUAGAUUUUGAAGAGAAGUUAAAAUUAUAUUUAAAUUAUAUAAGUAAAGAAAUAAUAUUUUUAAAAGACUAUAUUAAUUUUGAUUGUUUAAUAAAAAUUUUCUCCUCUUUAUUAAAAACUCCUAUAAUAUGGAACUGGCAUUUUUUAGAUUUUAAUUUAAUCAAUUCAUCUAAAGAGAAAUUUUUAUUUUAUGUAGAUGGACAAAGUAACUUUUACGAAGAAUUAUUAAAAAGAUAUUUGGUUAUUUUCAGCACUUCUGAUAAUCCAGAUAAUCAUAGUACGAUAAUAUGUUCAAUAGUUAAUUUAUUUAAAAUAAAUGAAAAAAAAAAAUAUAACAUUUUAUUUGAAAAGUGUUUAGAACACUACUCUUUAAUAAAUCAAAAAAAUAAAAAUAAAAAUGGAAGUUAUAUAUUAGAACAGCAUAUCAUAUAUAAUUACAUAGACUAUCAUUAUAAAAAUAUUCAAUUAUGGAAUAUCAGUAAAUAUAAUUGCAUGUUUGACUUAAGUAAUAAAUGUGAUGAUUUCAGUAAUUCUAGUGAUUUUACUAAUUAUAAUUAUUUUAAUAGAGAUAAUAUUUUAUAUGGUUUAAAAAAUGUCAUACCUAAUAAAAUAUUACCAUUAGAAUUGUAUAAUAUCAUUUAUAAUUUUACAAAAAAUAUAAAAAUUAAUUUUAGAGAUAAUAUUUUUUAUAUUUCAUUAUUAGAAUGCGAUAAUUAUAUAGCUUAUCUAUUUUUACAGCCAGAAGAUUAUUUUUAUUCUUCUAAUGAACAUAAAGAAAUAAACUUUAUUAAUAAAAUAAUAAGAAAAAAUAAAGAUAAGAGAAAUCAAAAAAAUUCGAUAAUUUUAAUUAGUGAUAUUUCAUAUAAUCCAUAUGAAACUUUUUAUCAUGAUAAUUAUUUCAUUAAAUCAGAAGCAUUAAUUAAAAUAAAUUAUUUAUUAAUAAAAGGUUAUAAUAUAGUUGCAAUUCCCUUUUAUACUUGGAGAUGUAUGAGUUAUGAGGAUAAACAUAAAAGUAUUCAUACUCUUCGGGAAAAUAUUUUGAAUAGCUAA
Molecule: messenger RNA, 2505 nt
Organism: Plasmodium relictum
Lineage: Eukaryota; Apicomplexa; Aconoidasida; Haemosporida; Plasmodiidae
Product: conserved Plasmodium protein, unknown function
Exons: 1
Coding region: 1-2505 (834 amino acids)
Source: RefSeq, a predicted model, not a curated record